This is a messenger RNA of Vicia faba (fava bean), 750 nucleotides long. NCBI's taxonomy places the organism in Eukaryota, Viridiplantae, Streptophyta, Magnoliopsida, Fabales, Fabaceae. The record is from the annotation of a GenBank genome assembly.
AUGGAGAGGUUAGAGUUGAAAGAGGUUCAGAAACUCGAAGGUCACACCGAUAGGGUUUGGAGCUUGGAUUGGAAUCCGGCCACUGGUCAUGCCGGUGUUCCGCUCGUUUUCGCUUCUUGCAGCGGCGAUAAAACCGUUCGAAUCUGGGAACAGAACCUCUCCAAUAGCCUCUUCUCAUGCAAGGCGGUUUUGGAAGAAACACAUACUCGAACUGUUCGAUCUUGUGCUUGGUCACCUUCUGGGAAAUUGUUAGCUACUGCAAGUUUUGAUGCCACCACUGCUAUAUGGGAAAAUGUUGGGGGUGAUUUUGAGUGUGUCUCUACUUUGGAGGGACAUGAAAACGAAGUAAAGAGUGUAUCUUGGAAUGCAUCUGGAACUUUGCUUGCAACUUGCAGUAGAGAUAAGUCCGUUUGGAUAUGGGAAGUGCAGCCAGGCAAUGAGUUUGAGUGUGUCUCAGUGCUGCAAGGACAUACUCAGGAUGUGAAAAUGGUGAGGUGGCACCCAACAGAGGAUAUCUUAUUUUCAUGUAGCUAUGAUAAUAAUAUUAAGGUCUGGGCAGAUGAAGGUGAUAGUGACGAUUGGCAGUGUGUUCAAACCCUUGGAGAACCCAACAAGUCAUACUUUAUGCAUUCUUCUUGGUCUACCAAUAUUGAAGGUGAAUGUGGUAUUUACUGCAAUAACUUCAAUAUGCACAAUUGGUUGGGUUGGUGGUUAUGCAGUUCCAAUAUUUGCAAGAAUGGUAAUGCCUGA